AAUAUCGGUAAUUUGACAUGUUUAACAUGUGGAUGCUUUAGAUUUUCAUGAAUGAAGGCUUCGGCGCUGGAUAGUGUGGCUUGUGCAAAGAUCCUUACCGGCCAAGUAGAUUUAUUUUGUGAUGGUCGAUUGAUGACUUUUGAAGAGUUAAUUAGCAAAUAUUCUCUCUUGUAUACACACUUCCUGCAAUAUUUUCAGAGACUCAUAGCAACAUGGAGAAUUUUAAAGAGUUCCCAAGUUUCAGGUGCUUUGUGGGCAGAGAAAAAUGUAAGUGGAGUUGUGGGAAGAGCAAUCACUAUCGAUUGUCACUAUGAAGCAAAGUACCGCUCACACACAAAGUAUUGGUGUCGUGGAUGGAGUCGUCAAUGUUCAGUUUUAAGGCAAACAGAUGGGCAACAAGGACAGAGUGAACGAGUGUCAAUCACAGAUAACCCACAAUGGAGAAUAUUUACUGUUACUAUGGAGGAUCUUCGCUCCGAAGAUACAGGAUGGUACAGCUGUGCAAUUACAACAUCAGGUUAUGAUCCAAUGGUUAACGUACAUGUACAAGUAUCUGGUGUUUCAGGUGCAUUGUGGGCAGAGAAAAAUGUAAGUGGAGUUGUGGGAAGAGCGAUCACAAUCGAUUGUCACUAUGGAGCAAAGUACCACUCACACACAAAGUAUUGGUGCCGUGGAUGGAGUCGUCAAUGUUCAGUUUUAGUGCAAACAAAUGGGCAACAAGGACAGAGUGAACGAGUGUCAAUCACAGAUAAUCCACAACGGAGAAUAUUUACUGUUACUAUGGAGGAUCUUCGCUCUGAAGAUACAGGAUGGUACAGCUGUGCAAUUACAACAUCAGGUUAUGAUCCAAUGGUUAACGUACAUGUACAAGUAUCUGGUGUUUCAGGUGCAUUGUGGGCAGAGAAAAAUGUAAGUGGAGUUGUGGGAAGAGCGAGCACAAUCGAUUGUCACUAUGAUGCAAAGUACCGCUCACACACAAAGUAUUGGUGCCGUGGAUGGAGUCGCCAAUGUUCAGUUUUAGUGGAAACAGAUGGGCAACACGGACGGAAUGAACGAGUGUCAAUCACAGAUAACACACAACUGAGAAUAUUUACUGUUACUGUGGUAGAUCUUCACUCUGAAGAUACAGGAUGGUACAGCUGUGCAAUUACAUCAUCAGGUUAUGAUCCAAUGGUUAACGUACAUCUACAAGUAUCUGACGAACCCUUGUCUGUUCCUGUGCUGCAGAUUCUGUCGUCAAUAAGUGACUCGUGUGUCGGGGGUUCCAUGUCAGUUGUCUGUAAGUCUGUUCAAGGAUCCUUUCCCAUUCAGUACACAUGGUAUGAAAAGACCUCGUCUGUGAAUUCAAAGAUCUCUGACACCAGUAAACUGGACCUACGUUGUCAAUCCUUCAAACACCAGCACCAUCAAUAUUACUGCACAGCCUCAAAUACUCAUGGAGCGAAAUCCAGUGAAAUGAUCAAUGUGGUAGUCUUCAGCAGCACUUGGCACUGCAGUUAUCAGCUGCAAUUCAGUCACACUGUUUCAGGUGCAUUGCGGGCAGAGAAAUGUGUAAGAGGUGUUGUGGGAAGAGAGAUCACAAUCGAUUGUUACUAUGAAAAAAAGUACCGCUCACACACAAAGUAUUGGUGCCGUGGAUGGGAUCAACAAUGCUCAGUUUUAGUGGAAACAAAUGGGCAAUAUGGACGGAGUGGACAAGUGUCAAUCAGAGAUUACCCAGAAUUAGGAAAAUUUACUGUUACUAUGAGGGUUCUUCGUUCUAGAGAUACAGGGCGGUACAGCUGUGGAAUUAGAAUACCAGGUGUUGAUCAUCCAAUGUUCCAUGUAUAUCUAAAAGUAUCUGACAUCUCAGGUGCAUUGUGGGCAGAGAAACAUGUAACAGGAGUUGUGAUAAGUGCGAUCACAAUCGAUUAUCACUAUGAAGCAAAGUACCGCUCGCACACAAAGUAUUGGUGCCGAGGGCGGACUUGUCAAUGUUCAGUUUUAGUGGAAACAAAUGAGCAACAUGAACGGAGUGGAUGAGUGUCAAUCACAGAUAACCUGGAACGGGGAAUAUUUACUGUUACUAUGGAGGAUCUUCACUCUGGAGAUACAGGAUGGUACAGCUGUGGAAUUACAUCAACAGAUCAAUCAGAUCCAAUAUUUAAUGUAUAUCUACAAGUAUUUAAUGAACCGUUGUCUGUUCCUGUGAUUUGAUAUCUGUCACCGCAAAAUGUCUCUCAUCUCAGGGGCUUGGUGUCAGUGUCCUAUGAGUCUCUCCAGAAUUCCCUUCCCAUUCAGCACACUUCCCAGUGUUUAGUUUCAUCUGUCCCUAACACGGAGAACAGACAACCAGCACUGCACCGACCAAUCUACCGGCUGGUUUUACACCUGUGGAUAUCUUCUCGCCGCACCCUGAUGUCCCAGACUUUCCGGCAGAUCCCGAAACCGAGCCCCGGCUCCUCACCUGUUCUCCGAGUCCAUGUCACUCAGCGGGUCACCGUCCUUCGAGUUCUCCAAAUUCUGCUGCCCGUUGCCAGAGGCUGGUGCUGUCAUCUGGUCCCGUACAAGGUGGUGGUGCUGCUGGCUGCCCUGGUUCCGAUGUCUCCCUCAGUUUCAGGUGCAUUGUGGGCAGAGAAAUAUGUAAGAGGAGUUGUGGGAAGAGCGAUCACAAUCGAUUGUCACUAUGAAGCAAAGUACCGUUCCCACACAAAGUAUUGGUGCCAUGGAUGGACAAACCUAUGUUCAGUUUUAGUGGAAACAAAAGGGCAACACGGACAGAGUGGACGAGUGUCAAUCACAGAUAACCCGGAACGGGGAAUAUUUACUGUUACUAUGAAGAAUCCUCACUCUGGAGAUACAGGAUGGUACAGCUGUGGAAUUACAGAACGAGGUAUCGAUCCAAAGUUUAGUGUACAUUUACAAGUAUCUGAAGAACCUGUGUCUGUUCCUUUGCUUCGAUAUCCAUCACCAGCAAAUAUUUCACAUCUCAGAGGCUUAGUCUCUCUUUCCUGUGAGUCUUCCCAGGGAUCCCUUCCCAUUCAGUACAGAUGGUAUGAACAAACCUCAUCUGGACAUACAAAGAUCUCAGAUACAAAUGAACUGAAUCUAUGCUGUAAAUCUUUCAACCACCAGCACCAUCUAUAUUACUGCAGUGCUUCGAAUUGGCUUGGAGCAAGAUCCAGUGCAAUGGUUAAUAUGACAGUUUUCAACAACGGAGAGAUCUGCAGUUAUGUGACAGAAAUCAAUGGCACCACAGGGCCGAUUCAUUUCUGUGAAAAUACUGUGAAUGGAACGACGACAAGUGCACAAAACAAAGAAUCUACACAUAAAAUACCCACUGUGCUCAGUGUUGUUGGAAUUCUGCUUGUGCUGCUUGUCGUUUGUCUACUUUGCUACCUGAAGAGAAAAAACAAGGAAUCCAAGCACAACGCAUAUCACGGAGGAAAGAAGAAUGAAACCCAGGAAAUGGCCACGAUGGAAGAAAAUGUCACUUAUGCAGAUCUACACCAUGUUCAAAACAAUGAGGGAGCUGCCCAGUUGGCUAACAAUGAAAAUGGAAUUGUGUAUGCAAAAGUGGAAUAUACAGGGAAGACUGGAGCAUUACACUCUGUUACUGAAGUGGACAACGUCAACUACGCAGAUAUCAAAUUCGAAUAUCAACCUGCAAAGCCCAAACAGAAAGUUUUCUCUCCUGGUACUCCACGGGACUUAGAAUAAGCUUGAUAAAGUAAUUAUGUGGAUCAAUGAAGGCAGAAGAGUUAUGCUUGGUUGCCAUUUUACACUUGUACACCUGCUUGUUAAUAAAAAUGCCUAGUCAGCCAAUCAUGUGGCAGCAACUCGAUACAUAACAGCAGGUAUAUCGGCUGAUUAAUAACUGUCACAUUCCUGUCAGAUUGAACCAGUCUCACCAUUGUCCACUACUGGACCUCAGUUUAUUUUCUAAUCCUUUGGGUUCUUCCAGAAUUCAGGAAUGAUGAACAAUCUUCAUUCUAAAGAUCAUUUAUUUUAAAGUACAAACAAACAUACAAAUACUAUGCAAACUAAAUAAAGAACUAAGAAGUAAGGGAACAGUAACAAAUGUGAAGACAAAAAGAUGGCACAUCUGAAAAAUAUAUUACUUUUAAAGGUAUGAUUAGGAAAGUUCCUUCCAUGGAAAUAGAUUAGUUAAUGGGCUACAUAAUUAAAACAAUUACAUCACAUGGGUAAUGGGCUAAUAUUUUGCCAAUGAAAAAAGAGGAAGGUGAUAAAUGAUUAGUUUAACUGCAAUUACACUUUCUGCCAGUGAGUGGGGACAAACCAGCACAUACUGUGAAAAAUGAAUCUGUUGAAAAGGAAAAAUCUUAUAAAAAGUAUUGUUUUAAAAAAGCACUAGUUUGCAACACCUUCGACCUCUCUCAUUAACAAGCAUUUGCAAGCACAGAACUGACACCCUCUGGAUUUUAUUUGUUCAUCGCUGAUGUCACAUUUCUUCUUAAUUCAUCUAAACAAAACUGAACCUCUUAAUCACAUGUUUUUAUGCAUUGAAUUCCUGCCAUAUGAUUGGCUGAUUAGUUACUUGCAUUUAUGAGCUGAGGUGUACCUAAUAAAGUGGUCACUGAGUAUCACUCUUCUGCCUUAAUCAAUCCACAUAAUUACUUUGUCAAGCUUUGUUCUGAGCUGCUUCUUCCACACACCCCACGUUCCAGAUUCCCUUCAUCAGCAAGUAUGACCUAUUGGCAAUGAGGGCCUGACUCUAGGUCAUCUCUGUUACACCACUGGCGUUUGGGGCAACAAUGGAGGUCCUCCAUCACUGGUGGUGUUCGGUGCCUCCUUCAUCAUGUCAGCAGCUUCAUCUCAGUUUUCACAACUGUUAGUCAUGCAAAUCCUGCGUAGAGACUCUGGAAUACCAUUGCACUCAGGUGUAGAAUGAUUUUUCAUUGCUGUUUCCACAACAGUGUUGUUUCACUUGAACUGAACCCCAAAACUGGAGGACCUGUGAACCAUUCUUAGGCUGGGCUCUACCCUUUGAGCUGUUUGGCAAGAUGACCAGACCAAGAACCAAAACAUAAUGCUUGAAUCCAGCCAACAUAUUUCUCUGGGUCACUUACGCACACAAGCCUCCAAACCUUGACAAGGAUUUGAUCCCCUUGGAGGCUUGAUCAUCUGUACAAAUGUCAAAAUGCUCUUGUCCCUCAGGGUACAAUAACCACCCUGACACCCCACUCCCACCAGCUCCUCCUCAAUCAUAACUCCUUUCAGGUAGUUAAGUAUUAACAGAGUGUUUAUCAUGUUCCUGUUAUACAGAGCUCUUGUAAGACUGCAUCUGGACCAUUUUCUACAGGUCUGGUUCUUCCCACCUGAGGAAGGGUACACUUACAUUGGACUGAGUACAGCCAAAGUUUUCUGAGAAAGAUUCAUGGGAUUUUUAGGAGGCACAGAAGCCUGAAGACACACACUCAAUGUUCCAGAAAAAGCUUAAACCCCUCCACCAGCAGAUUGCUGAAUGGACAGUGAACCAAUGAACAUAUUCCUCUCUUUCUGCAUCACUGAUUUAAUUUAAUUUUCCAUAUAUGUACUUAGGGUAAUUUACAAUUUUUUAUUAAAAUUUAGGUGAAUGAUGUUUGCCGACUGGUUGUCCCCAUGUAAGUAAUCAGAUUGAGUUAAACUGCUGUAGGAUCCAUUAUUAUUAUUAAUUAAUUUUUUUCUCAGAUCAAAGUCGUAAGACCUGAGGUACAGGACUAGCCAAACACACUCAUUUCUCAGUUGCUAGGAACUUUCAGACUAUUCUAGUGGUGUUUAGCAUUGUGGCUUUCUUAAGACUUACAUAGAUAUAGGUGAUCUAAUUGUUUAAUGCUAUUGCGUAGUGCUUUUGGGAUGAUACCAGUUGUAGAUAUUACUAUCGGGACAAUGUAUACCACGUUAAUGUUCCAAAGUUGUGCAAUUUCCUCUUUCAAUUCAGCAUAGUUCUGGCAUUUCUCACUUAUUGAUUUAUGAAAGUUAUGUGUGUUUGGAAUGGCUGUAUCUAUGAAGUAAGAUGAUUUUGCUUGUUUAUCUUGUAUUAUUCUAUCCAGAUGGUUAUUAUGGAUUAAUGUGUCUGCAAUAACAGAUGGGCCAUAAUAUAAUUUG
Molecule: messenger RNA, 6087 nt
Organism: Hypanus sabinus (Atlantic stingray)
Lineage: Eukaryota; Metazoa; Chordata; Chondrichthyes; Myliobatiformes; Dasyatidae
Source: RefSeq, a predicted model, not a curated record